Molecule: messenger RNA, 2216 nt
Organism: Ziziphus jujuba (common jujube)
Lineage: Eukaryota; Viridiplantae; Streptophyta; Magnoliopsida; Rosales; Rhamnaceae
Exons: 14
Coding region: 497-1936 (479 amino acids)
Biological process (GO): SNARE complex assembly
Cellular component (GO): lytic vacuole; endosome
Molecular function (GO): SNARE binding
Source: RefSeq, a predicted model, not a curated record
ACUUCGAACUCACACCACACCAUGUCAAUUUCAUAAAAUGUUUUAUAAAUAUCAAAAUCCGUUUUUUUAAUGAAAUUUUAAAACACAAAAAUUUGAUAAAAUAAUUUAGAAAACCUUUCCCUUUCGUAACAAAGCUGGCUUGGGCAAAGACGCUAUAAAAUCUCAGUCGUUGAAUAAAAUUAUUUUUCAAAAUCAAAUAAACCCUGAAACUAUUUUUUUAUUUAUUUUUGCGCGCAAAAUUUAAAACCUUAUAGAUAAAAUUGCGCGUUUCCUGAAGCAACUCUCUAGUAAUUAUUCAAUUGCUGCCGUAUGAAUUCUGAUUCGAACUGAUAAAAAGUAAUUAAUUGGAGAAUCAGAAUUUCGAAUCUCCGAGAGUGGUUUGGUUUUUCGGAUUAGGGCUCGUUAUCUGGAGCCAAACGGAUAGAUGAUUUUGUUUUGUAUUUGAAAGGAUACUGCAAAUUUUUUGGAGGGUUGUUGUUGUUUGAUGUGAAGUCAGAUGAUGAUGAGCAGGAAAACCAGUAAUUGCGCUAUUUGCGAGAAUUCAAACCUCGCUUCUAUUUGCGCCGGGUGUGUCAAUUACAGGUUGUCUGAUCACUACAAUACUUUAAAAGCAUUAAAGAGCCAUCGGGAUUCCUUGUACUUAAGAUUGAGUGAAGUGCUUGUUGCUAAGGGGAAGGCAGAUGAUCAACGUAGUUGGAGAGUGUUUCAAAAUGAAAAGCUUGCAAGGUUAAGGGAGAAGCUUCGCCAUAAUAAAGAAGAGCUUGUGAAAGGGAAGGCUAGGAUUCAGAAGACCUCCUACGAUCUAAAAGUCAAAUAUGCAUUGCUUGAAUCAGCCAUUUCUACGUUGGAAAAGAAUCGUGGGGAACAACUGGAAAAGUUCUACCCUAACUUUAAUUACACUCAGGGCUUAGGGCUUAUGGCAAUUACCUCUGAACGUCUUCAUAAGCAGUCUGUCGUUAUAAAAAAAAUAUGUAAAUUGUUCCCCCAACGCAAGGUUAUUACAGAAGGAGAGAGAAAAGAUGGGUCUAAUGGUCAAUAUGAUCAAAUUUGCAAUGCACGCUUACCAAGAGGACUCGAUCCACACUCUGUUCCAUCAGAAGAGCUUGCUGCCUCUUUGGGGUACAUGGUGCAACUCCUAAAUCUUGUUGUUCAGAACUUGGCUGCUCCAGCACUUCAUAACUCUGGUUUUGCGGGCUCUUGCUCACGAAUAUGGCAAAGAGAUUCUUAUUGGGAUGCACGUCCUUCUUCUCGAAGCAAUGAGUAUCCCUUGUUUAUACCGCGCCUAAAUUAUUGCACCAAUAGUGGGGAAAAUUCAUGGUCAGAUAGAAGCUCAAGUAAUUUUGGUGUUGCUUCUAUAGAAUCAGAGAGGAAGCCUCGCCUGGAUUCUUCUGGAAGCAGUAGCUUUAAUUACUCUUCUGCUUCUCCACAUUCUGUUGAAACACACAAGGACUUGCAAAAAGGCAUUUCACUUCUUAAGAAAAGUGUGGCGUGCAUAACAGCAUACUGCUACAACUCAUUGUGUCUAGAAGUUCCUUCUGAGGCAUCUACUUUUGAAGCAUUUGCAAAAUUAUUGGCGACAUUAUCUUCAUCCAAGGAAAUUCGUUCUGUUUUCUCAUUAAAAAUGGCUUGUUCAAGGUCAUUUAAGCAAGUUCAGCAGCUAAACAAAUCUGUAUGGGAUGUGAAUUCAACCAUUUCAUCAACCACUCUUCUAGAGAGUGCACAUUCAAUGACAACGAGAAACCUCUCUGAAAAUAACUUUCCUAAUUCUGGUACGAGCUUCCUUUAUGCAACAGAGUUAUCCGAUGUUGGAAAGAAUGAAUGCUUUAUUGAAGGAUGGGAUCUUGUUGAGCAUCCUACUUUUCCUCCACCACCAUCACAAUCGGAGGAUAUUGAACAUUGGACCCGAGCCAUGAUCAUUGAUGCGAAAAAGAAAUGAUCUGGUGGUAUAGCAGUUUUUCUACUUGAUGCUUGUGAAUGAAAAAAACCUAAGGAGAAAAGACUAGUAUCCAUGGAGGAUUAACUUUGUAAAAUUCUUUAAUAUGUUUGGCCUUGACGUUUUCCUUGUAAAUAGAGAGGGUUUUCUUUGGUUGUGUAUAUUUACUUGUAAAUAAGGUGGUUUUUAUUCCAAAUUUCUUUCUCUGUAACAGGAUUCGUAACUAGCUUAAAAACCUUUUAAAUUUAAUAAGAAAAUGGGUUAUUAUCUAUAUUUUAAUUAA